CUGGUUAACAGCAUUCAUUUGAGAGGCAGAAGGAGCUCAGCUGCAAGAUGGGCAUGCAAAAGGUUCUGCUGGAAAAAAUAGCUCAUGCUUUACAGAUUCGUAACAAACUGCUGCGACAAGGACUGGCAGAAUGCCUGGGCACACUUAUACUGGUGAUGUUUGGCUGUGGUGCGGUGGCUCAACUAAAGCUCAGUGAUGGAACUCAUGGAAUCUUCCUUGCUGUGAACUUAGCCUUCGGUUUUGCAGCGACACUUGGAAUUUUGGUGUGCGGCCAAGUCUCAGGAGGUCAUCUAAAUCCAGCUGUAACCUUUGCUGUCUGCCUUCUUGGAAGAGAAAAAUGGAGAAAAUUCCCAGUGUACUUCCUCUUCCAGACUUUGGGUGCCUUUUUGGGGGCUGGUAUCAUCUACGGCAUGUACCAUGAUGCUUUCAUGAUGGAAUAUGACAAGACCAAGCAGCUUCCAAUCGGAAUUUUUGCUACUUAUCCCAGCGAGCACCUCAGUCUUGCCAACGGCUUUUUUGAUCAGGUGAUUGGCACUGCUGCACUAAUAGUUUGUAUCCUAGCCAUUGUGGACCCAUACAACAACCCUAUCCCACAAGGACUCGAGGCUUUCACUGUGGGAUUCACUGUACUGGUCAUUGGGUUAUCCAUGGGCUUCAACUCUGGAUACGCCGUAAACCCUGCCAGAGAUUUCGGACCUCGUCUUUUCACUGCCAUUGCAGGCUGGGGUACACAAGUCUUCACGCUUGGACACUACUGGUUCUUCGUGCCCAUCUUUGCUCCAUUCAUUGGUAGCAUCAUCGGAGUGCUUGUGUACCAGCUGAUGGUGGGUAUCCACGUAGAAGGAGAGGCACGGGACAAAAAGAAAGCAAAUGAGGACAAUGUUAAACUUAACGAUAUGAAUGAUGCUUGAGCUUCCUGAGCUGGUUUUACUGACAUGUCAACUACCACUCAUGAUUUAGAAGGUUAUCGGUCAUGACGCAACUUUAACUGAUAUUUCUGAGCAUCCUGUAUGGAAUUUUAAUAUCAAACGCCGCUCAUGAAACAGGUGUAGAUGAGGAGUGCUGAAGAACACCUGCCAAUGAAUUACAACUUUUAGUAGUACUUUCAAUUCUGACAUAUCCAUUUGUUUGUGCAUUUGUUUUCUCUGUGUGUAUUCGAGAUGUAAAAGGAAGCCCUCUUUGUCAUGAAUUAUAUUAAUUCUGGAAAAGAAAGUGGUCAUGAAAAUGGAAGUCCGAUCAUACAGAGCAACACGUCACAACUGUUGUAUUUACUUUAUGUUUUGUAUAAUUUUUUAAUACUUUUUUGUAUUAUCCACACCAGGAGGAUUGCAAACAGACUUAAGCUGUUGACUUUUGUUUAGCCAGAUAUAUGCAUACACACGAUUCAUUCUUGUAUAUAUAUUGACACAUAUAUUUUUAUAGUCAGCAUCUUUUAAGGCAGGAAACCUGAAUGUGUCCUAUGUAAGUUUCACGUUAGUUUGUAAUGUUACAGCCCUUGUAAAAUAUUGCUUGCUUUUUAUACUAUGUGAUAGAAUUUGUCAAUAUUGCUUUUAUUUGGCACCAAGUCAUUUCACUUAUUAGCAAAAAAAGUGAUUAAAAUAAAGGUAUGACAAGUGUUACCGGCUGUGGUUCACUGCCUUCACUCACAGCUGGUAAAAUAGCAGUCAAGUCUGCAUGGCAUUGUACUUUUAUGUAUCAACAGAGCCUUUAAUAUUUCUAUGUUUAUUAUGAGUCAAAUAGAGAUUUCUGUUAAUAUUGAUGUAUUUGCAAUCAUGUACGAAUUCACCUUAAUAAAAAAGCUUAAAAACA
This is a messenger RNA of Trichomycterus rosablanca, 1809 nucleotides long. It is a transcript of the gene aqp3a, whose product is annotated as aquaporin 3a. Gene Ontology annotation, molecular function: water channel activity; glycerol channel activity; urea transmembrane transporter activity. Bases 48 to 911 code for a protein of 287 amino acids. The record is from RefSeq and is a predicted model, not a curated record. Lineage: Eukaryota; Metazoa; Chordata; Actinopteri; Siluriformes; Trichomycteridae. The transcript is spliced from 6 exons. Gene Ontology annotation, cellular component: plasma membrane; basolateral plasma membrane. Gene Ontology annotation, biological process: glycerol transmembrane transport; water transport.